Molecule: messenger RNA, 1715 nt
Organism: Notechis scutatus (mainland tiger snake)
Lineage: Eukaryota; Metazoa; Chordata; Lepidosauria; Squamata; Elapidae
Source: RefSeq, a predicted model, not a curated record
UCACCCAGUGGCUUCCAUGGCAAAGGUGAGGCUACAAGUCACCAUGUCCUGCUUUCUAGCCCUGCCCCUUCGCCACUCGACCAAACUGGCUCUUUAGCGGAAGCUCAUAACUCUGACUUUCCCAUUCAGGCUUCAGCCGAGGCGGCUACAACCAAAGCCGUUGGGGGAGCGGAAACCGAGACAACAAUAACAACACCCGAGGCAGCUACAAUCAGAACAACCAGCAGCAGAGCAGCUACAGCCCGCCACGUGACCAGAAUCCUUACAAGAGCAGUAGCGUGGCUCCUGCCCCUCCUCCAGCCCUGGGCCCUGCCACCAACCCCCCUCCGGUGUCGUACAAUCAAGGACCACAGCAAAGUUACAGCCAGCCCUACAGCCCCCCUUCCAGCUACAGCCAAGGGGGCUACACUGCUCCCAGCUACAACUACGGGAGUUACGGCACUUACAGCCAAAGUUACACCCAGCCUCCUCCUCCGCCAGCCCCAACUCCACCAGCCUACAGUCAGCCCAACUACAACCAGUACCAACAGUACACCCAACAAUGGAAUCAAUACUAUCAGAACCAGGGUCAGUGGCCUCCGUACUACGGCAACUACGACUACGGGAGCUACACGGGCACCUCGCAGGGCAGCUCAAGCACACAGUGAUAGCUCGGGGAAGGUGUCGUUCUCCCCCCCACCCCAACCCCUCACCCCCCACCCCACAGGGAAAAGGAACAGCACGUUCUUAACAGUGACGGGCAUUCCUGAAUCUUGAGAGAGAGAGAGAGCCGGAAAAGGGGAAGUUGGGUGUCUCCACCCAGUUUCCCUCUCUAGAGUUCUUGAGAAUGGUUGCGUUUUUACUUGUACAGCUAGGCAUGUUAUGUCCUUUCUGCCAUCCUUCAUGAGGGAAAGUUACAUGGUUCCUUGUCUCCUUGUUGAAGAUCAUUUUAACUUCCCCUCAAACCCCCCCCCCCCCUUUAUUUUUCCCUCUUCUUUUAAGAUUUGUUUUAUUCUGUAAGAAACUAGGGUCUUCAGCGUCAUAAAAUUGUACUCUUUUUUUUUUUUUUUUAAGGCCAGGACCCAUCCAGAUAUAUAAACUUCCUGCAGUAGUUGGAGGGGCGGGGGCAGCAUCGGAAGGGGCUCCCGUAGGAUGUACCGCCAUUCUCUCUCCAGGGGUAUCCGCAGGGGAUGGUCCAGUAAAGAGAAGAGAGCGGUCACAAUGCACAUUAGGAUUUGGGUCUUGUUGUGGCCACUGUUUGUGGACUGCCUCCUGCAGACCCCCCACCCCAAAUUCUCUCCACCCCACCUCCACCCAAUCUGCUAGUGACCAUAAAUUCCACACCUUUUGGAAACUUCUCGCAGUUUGGUGUCACCUGUCUUUGAGGUGUUUUUAUCUAUUUUUUUUUUUUUUUUUUUUGCAAAUAACCAUUAAAACCGGAGGGGAGGAGAAAUGGCUUAACAGUAAUUAUGAUUUUUUUUAAAAAAAAUAAAAAUAUUUUUUUUUCUGUAACUUUUUACUGUGGGUCAAUAGCUGUUAAUAUUUUCAUCAAGAUAACAAUUCUGUUAGUUCAGUACAGGAGAGGGUUUUAAAAAAAAAAAAGGGAGAGAAUCAUCUUAAAUGUGUAACUUUUUAUACGACGUUUCAGUUUCUGUAACUCUGAACCUGCUUUGUGUUGAGUUGAAUUGUAACAGCUUUUUGUAUUUGGAGAAAAAGAAUGAAUAUUGAACUUUAAA